AGGAGGCCUGGGCCACGUGACCCGGCGGGCCCGGCGCCCUAGCGCUCGGCCUCCGGCUCCUCCCCUUCGGCGCCGCCGCUAGCUCCUAUUUUUUCGGCCGGCGUAGCUUCCGAGGUCCCCGCGGCGCUCUGGCGGCUGGACACGGCAGCAGCUGGCCUCGCAGAUGACUGUCAAGCACGCUCUGUUCUGCUCUCAGAUGUUGGCUUAUUUAUAGGAGUUGCUCGAAGCCAGAGUCAUGGUGGAUGUAGGGAAGUGGCCAAUCUUCACUCUGCUGUCACCUCAAGAAAUUGCAUCUAUUCGGAAAGCAUGUGUCUUUGGCACUUCAGCCAGUGAAGCACUCUACGUUACUGACAAUGAUGAGGUCUUUGUAUUUGGACUGAACUAUAGUAACUGUCUAGGAACUGGAGAUAACCAAAGUACGCUCGUACCCAAAAAGCUAGAAGCCUUAUGUGGAAAGAAGAUUAAAAGCCUUAGUUACGGAAGUGGACCACACGUCCUUCUCAGCACUGAAGAUGGGGUGGUUUAUGCCUGGGGCCACAAUGGAUAUAGCCAGCUUGGGAAUGGGACGACCAACCAAGGCAUCGCUCCCAUCCAAGUGUGUACCAAUCUCUUGAUCAAGCAAGUGGUUGAAGUAGCUUGUGGCUCACAUCAUUCAAUGGCUCUGGCAGCUGAUGGAGAAGUGUUUGCUUGGGGGUAUAACAACUGUGGUCAGGUGGGAUCAGGUUCUACAGCAAAUCAACCAACUCCUCGAAAAGUUACAAACUGUUUACAUAUUAAGAGGGUGGUUGGCAUUGCCUGUGGUCAGACAUCAUCCAUGGCUGUUCUAGACAAUGGUGAGGUAUAUGGCUGGGGUUACAAUGGCAACGGUCAGCUGGGCUUGGGAAACAAUGGCAAUCAGCUGACCCCUGUGAGAGUGGCAGCCUUGCACAGUGUUUGCGUGAACCAGAUUGUCUGCGGCUAUGCACAUACUCUAGCACUAACAGAUGAGGGCUUGCUCUAUGCCUGGGGAGCUAACACAUAUGGGCAGCUGGGAACUGGCAAUAAAAAUAACCUGCUAAGCCCAGCACACAUCAUGGUGGAGAAAGAAAGGGUAGUGGAGAUCGCAGCCUGUCACUCUGCCCACACGUCCGCCGCCAAGACCCAGGGAGGGCACGUGUACAUGUGGGGCCAGUGCCGGGGCCAGUCGGUGCUCCUCCCCCAUCUCACCCACUUCUCCUGCACGGACGACGUGUUCGCCUGCUUCGCCACUCCCGCCGUCACGUGGCGCCUCCUGUCUGUUGAGCAUGAAGACUUUUUAACAGUUGCAGAGUCACUGAAGAAAGAAUUUGAUAGUCCAGAAACUGCCGAUCUGAAAUUUCGAAUUGAUGGGAAAUAUAUUCAUGUCCAUAAGGCUGUUUUGAAAAUCAGGUGUGAGCACUUUCGUUCCAUGUUCCAGUCCUAUUGGAACGAGGACAUGAAGGAAGUGAUAGAAAUCGACCAGUUCUCUUACCCCGUGUACCGUGCCUUUCUGCAGUACCUCUACACAGACACGGUGGACCUGCCGCCGGAGGAUGCCAUAGGUCUUUUGGAUUUGGCGACAUCUUACUGUGAAAACAGACUGAAAAAACUUUGUCAGCACAUUAUCAAGCGAGGAAUCACUGUGGAGAAUGCCUUCUCAUUAUUCUCUGCUGCCGUCAGAUAUGAUGCAGAGGAUUUAGAAGAAUUCUGCUUUAAGUUUUGCAUCAAUCAUUUGACAGAAGUUACACAGACUGCAGCAUUUUGGCAAAUGGAUGGCCCCCUGCUAAAGGAAUUCAUUGCUAAAGCCAGUAAAUGUGGAGCCUUUAAGAACUGAAGCACAAGGGCGCUGGGUCUUGUGUGAGUGCGCUGAGGCACUGUUGUCCAGCUUGUGCUCUACGAGUGAUGUGAUUCUGCAGGUAAAAAUCCAUCAGGUUGUUUUCCCCACAUCUGAGACACAGUUCUCUGCUUAGGAAUAUAUGAAAGAUGAACGGCUUUUCUUGAGCCCAUUUUAAAUAACUCUUGUGUCCAGAUACGUGUAUUUUAAAUGUGGCCUUUCUUACAUUUGGCCUGGAACAUUGUAAAAGGGAGAGAGUUUAGCUGUUCUUGGUUUUAAUUUUUUUGAUUAGAGGACUUUCUGAACUUGAAAAGUAGAAGUUGGGGACAACUCUCCUAGGUUACACGUCAACAACCUUUGGAUACUGGGAGUUGUGGUAGUGUGUGAAUGGCGAGAUGAACGUAGAGGCCCCGCCCUGAAUUAAGGGUGCUGACCUGGGGCUUGUUGAAGUGCUGUGUUAGUUGCUAGGUCAGGAUACUUACUGUGAAGGAAUAGUUAAGAUUGUUUGAGGCUUUUGUUCGUGUGCUUGAGUUAUUGAUGACUUCUUUUAACUUCAAGGUGUAUCAAAGUAAUAUUCAACUUAAUAUGAGUUAAACCUAUUGAAACGAUAAUUACGUAAGGAUACAUUUCUAAGUUAGCCAGGAUUUCUCUUAAGAUUUAAGUGCAUAAAGAAUAGUAAUUUAGAACUAUCCAUGAAACCUUGAUGACGAAAGAAACUUCCUUUGGGUAAAAGUGAAUGUUAUAUAAGUUAGAAUCUCUACUACUUACCCAAAUAAAAUAGAAUUUGAGAACUCAAGUUAAAUUGGCCCCCUUUCUGUAAAUGUUAACUUGUAAGAGGAAAAUAAUGACAUGCAGUAUACUCUUGCCUUCCUAAAUUAUGACUGCCAAAUCAUCUUAUCUGCUACAUAUGACUUGAAGAAGUGGUUCUUAAAAUCAGCUUUCUUACAGGACUAACUGGAAUUUGCUUUAUCUACUUUAUCUAGGCCAAAUACCAUCACAAAUUUGCUUAUUUGAAACUCUACCACCUUUCUUUCACCUUUGAUGUUACUCUGCUUUUAACUGUUAGGUAUAACAUUUAGCAUAAUUUCGAUCUUGAAAAAGAUGGAAAUUAUGCUCUUCCUGAAAAGAUCCUAUUUAAAGGACAGUUGGUUAUGAGACGUGACUUUGGUGUGUAACAGUGGUCAGCUUUUGAGUUUUAUCACGUGUGUCCAGUGAGCUCACUUUAACAACAAAGCUCUGUUUUGCUCUGUGGUCUGUGAACUCAUCUGCAUCUGUGUGAGCUCCCUCAGUGAAUUUUGUUUCCUUCUCCGAUGUCCUUCUUCUGAGCGGUGAAGCAUGAAUAGUUUCCAGAGCCAAACUGACAAAAGGGCGAAUACAUGCUGCAGCUACUGUUUUUAGUCAUGUUUUUAAACGUGUGUGUAUUGGAGUGUCAGGAGGAGUGAGACCCCAAAGAUAAGAAUUCAUCGGUAGGUGAAAUAAAUUCAAACCUAGUAGCAGUCCCAGUCCCUUUUCUUGAGCAUAUCACAAGUGAUUGAAGCCCAGUGAAUUACUAGGUUAGAAUUAGUCCCAAAACAUCAUAGAAUUUUUCUUACUAGUUUGAUAAAAGCGUAUUAAUUUUAUUAUUAGCUAUGAUGGGUAGUGUUCGUAACAAUCACUGUUCUGUAGGCUUAUGAUCUGAAUAAAACGAGAACUUUGGUGUGUUUACUAUUGCUCUUUUACUUGAAAAGCAAACUUCUUAAAAAAAGCACAAAUUGAAGUAGUAGAUCCAUAUCCAUAGAUAAUACAUUCAACAAAUAUUUACUGAGUUCCUAAUAUAGGUUAAGAACCACUUCUCACAUUACUGAGUAGCUUGUAUGAGUAUGUAUGGUAGUAAAGAGAAUACGUCCUUCAAAAAGUACUUGAGUUUUUUUUUCUUUAAUACACGCUCUUAUUUUUCUACUUGGUUUUGUUAAUCGUAGCAGGAGACGAAACUGUUCUUUGAUUUUUUUUUUUUUUUGUCUGAUGUAAUAACAGAAGCCAAAGUAUUUACAUUUCUUAAAAUAGCCCUAAAUGUACUCUUGAACUUCUUACUGGAACAAUGUUUGAUAUUGUAGUAUGUAUGCUAUGUUUAAAAUGACAUGUUAAUAAAGUAACCCGUUAAAAUAGG
Microcebus murinus (gray mouse lemur) is the source of this 3977-nucleotide messenger RNA. The record is from RefSeq and is a predicted model, not a curated record. NCBI's taxonomy places the organism in Eukaryota, Metazoa, Chordata, Mammalia, Primates, Cheirogaleidae.